Messenger RNA from Dunckerocampus dactyliophorus (ringed pipefish), 3018 nucleotides. RefSeq names its product LUC7 domain-containing protein. Gene Ontology annotation, biological process: mRNA splice site recognition. The record is from RefSeq and is a predicted model, not a curated record. The coding region runs from base 1126 to 2385 and encodes 419 amino acids. Gene Ontology annotation, cellular component: U2-type prespliceosome; U1 snRNP. The transcript is spliced from 10 exons. NCBI's taxonomy places the organism in Eukaryota, Metazoa, Chordata, Actinopteri, Syngnathiformes, Syngnathidae. Gene Ontology annotation, molecular function: mRNA binding.
CAAAACGGUUGUCUAAAAGCACUUACUUUAUCCGGUUUCGGUAGGAUUGCCCCUGAGGACGACGAAACGGCGCUUCGUGUUUGUGUCGUUCUAUUUAGAUAUGAUGUUUUCGGACCGUUAUUACGGCCCGAUAAGCCAGCAUUCCUGUUGAUAUGUUUCAAGGAGCACCGUAAAACACUCGUCGCCAUUUUUCCCCAGUCAAAGGUGACAGACUGUAGGUAGGUGGGGCUAAAUGACGAAAAAGGAGUGUUGCCUUUUGAUGACGCCACAGUCCAUUCGCUGCCUUUAUCACGCAGUUUAUUUACUUUUUUAAAAGAUAAAUCAGUAGUUUGAAGAACUCACAAUCAGGCAAUAUAAUAAAUGUCGUCACCUACCUAACUUAUGUUAGUUAAUUUUUGUAAAGGUUAUAGAGGUCCUGUGUAAUACAAGUAUUACAACUUCAACUUAGCCUACACUUGACUGGUGCUGGUUCUCCACGAGGUAGACAAGCAUUGCUUUCUGUAGGACGUUUGUAUACUAAUGAAAUGUUAACUGUGGAUGUAGCACUGAUGCAGAAAUACAAUACCCAUCGAAUAUAACAACCUUUACACUAUCGUCGCAAAAAUAGCUUUAGCACUUCUUUGUGGCGGAAGCGGCCGUGCGCGCUCUAACUCCGCGAGAACGCGCGUGGACGGGAAGUAGAGGAAAGACGGAAGACGCUGAGCCUCAACUCGACAACUUGUAGCCGCCAGACGAUAGUUAUACACAAUGUUAGAAAGGAACUUGUAACUUAUUUCGACAUAGAUUUGUUUUGCGCUGAUCCAAACCCCUCGUUGAUUUGUGUCGUCACCCGUCUUAAUAAUCUUUCUCCACAUGACCCGGUGACUUGCCAGUUUUCAAACAGACGUUGCCUUCCUUCAACAACCGCCACAAAGUCACGUUGGAGUGAGGCGUUGUGAAAGAUCGCAGACACACAAAAUAUACAGAUUUUUACCAGUGCACGCUCAGUUUGUUGGUUAAAGGUCUUGUGGGGGGAGUUGGGACCGAGGAGCUGACACCGAGGCCUUCGCUCGGAAAUAGGCUGCAUGUGUGAAGACCGCGGCCGAGAAGAGACUCACUCAUUGCUAGCGUAAUAGCUAAACAAAAAUGUCGGCCCAGGCUCAGAUGCGAGCUAUGCUGGACCAGCUCAUGGGGACGGGUAGAGAUGGUGACACCAUGAGGCAGAGAAUCAAAUUCAGUGACGAGCGGGUCUGCAAAAGUCACCUGUUGGAUUCCUGCCCUCACGACAUUCUGUCAGGCACUAGAAUGGACCUGGGAGAAUGUGUGAAAGUCCACGACCUGGCCCUCAGAGCAGACUUUGAGAUUGCCUCCAAGGAACAGGAAUACUUCUUUGAGCUUGAUGCUGCUGAACACCUUCAGUCUUUUAUCGCCGACUGUGACCGCAGGACGGAGCUAGCUAAAAAGAGAUUAGCUGAGACGCAGGAGGAAAUAAGUGCAGAAGUGACCGCAAAGGCUGAACGUGUCCAUGAGCUGAACGAGGAGAUUGGGAAGCUGCUUGCCCGGGCCGAGCAGCUCGGAGGGGAGGGGAAUGUUGACGAAGCCCAGCAGUUGCUGGAAAAGGUGGAAACAACACGUGCCAUGAAGAAAGAAGCAGAGGAUAUUUACAGAAACUCCAUGCCAGCUUCCAGUUUUCAGCAGCAAAAACUACGAGUGUGUGAGGUGUGCGCCGCCUACUUGGGCCUCCAUGACAACGAUCGACGUCUGGCUGACCACUUUGGAGGCAAACUUCACCUUGGCUUCAUCGAAAUUCGCGAGAAGCUUGAAAAGCUUAGAAAAGCAGUUCUUGAGAAACAAGAAAAAUUGCGAACGAAACGCAGAGAGGAACGUGAACGAGAGGAUGAGCGAGAGCGGCAAUGGGAGCUGGAGCGAGAGCGGGACAGGGAGAGGGAGCGAGAGUGGGAAAGAGAGAGAGAACGCAGGAGGUCGAGAUCCAGAAGCGCGGACCGAUACAGGGAAGGAGGCAGUUCGUCCUCGCACCGUUCAAGACGCCACCGGUCCUCUCGGCCCAGAGAGGAGGGAGGGGACCGGGAUCGAGACAGAGAGAGGAGGCAUAGACACAAGGACAGACACCGCUCACACUCGCACUCUCACAGGCACAAAAGAAAAAGGUCCUCCCGAGACCGAUCAUCUCACACCCGUGAUGUGGAGUCCUCGCUGGCCCAGGAGCGAAGACAGGAGGGCACCCCCGAGGAAUGGUGUGAAAAAAGGGCAGAGUACAGAGACUGGGAGGACCGGGAGAGGUCCACCUCCCCAGACAUGGCCAGACAGGGGCAGUGGGAGAGGUCCCUGUCCCUUGAACGUGAACGACAUUCCAGCUCAGAGGAGCGGGAGUCCGGGGAGAUAUGAAGUGUCUCUUGAUGUCAUCGCAUUGUUUUGUUAAAGAAUAAAGGAGACUUGAGUGUGUGCUCAUAUUAAAGGUGGCAUGUGUAUAUUAGCAGGGUGGAUGGGUUGAACGGUAAUGUGGGAAUGAGGGGAUGUUGUCAAGCAAAGCAACUUUUAUGACUUUGAACUAUGAGUGGUGUACAUUUAAAUUUUUUUACGCCAUUACCAACUGUUUACUUGGCUCACGAGGUGUAUUUUUCAUUAGUUCAACAUUCAAUGCUACUCAUUUGGAAUCUUAAGUUUCAGUCGAUGUGGCUCAUGGUACAGGGGUUGGCGAUGAUGAUGAAGUCCAGUUUAAACUGGGAUGGGAGACAUUUGUAUUUUUGUUUGCUUGCGGUCAAGCCAUAACAAUUGCAUUUGAUAAAUCUGGUACAAGCAUUGACUUUGCCUUUAAUUCAUGAUACUCACGAGUGCCACCACUCUAUAUGACGUUGCGUGCAUGUUUACAUCCUUCCAUGAUGCCGAGGGGCUGUGUGUAUUUAGGAGGUCGGGCGAGGGUUCUACUUUGCUGUGCUUGCAUAAAGUGAAAAAUGUUACCGCUUCAAUUUAUGCAAUGUGUUACAGACUUGUUUGCUACCCCUUUUUAAUAAAACAAAG